This is a messenger RNA of Podarcis lilfordi (Lilford's wall lizard), 315 nucleotides long. Lineage: Eukaryota; Metazoa; Chordata; Lepidosauria; Squamata; Lacertidae. The record is from the annotation of a GenBank genome assembly.
AUGAUCUCGUUCACCACUAGAAGCUGUUCAUUGAGGCUGUGCCAAAUUUUCACGAGGCCUGAGAUUUUUCUUUUUUGCAGUGAAAACUGGCAUUUCAUGGGUCAUUACGUUUUGACUGAAGGAAUAGCAUUCCUGGAGGAGGAGGAGGAGGAGGAGGAGGAGGAGGAGGAGGAGGCGGCGUUACUCUUCACUGCAAAACUACCGUCCCUCAAGUUCUCUUGUCCAAAGCACUGGUCAAGGGAGAAGGAGACGAUCCAUACUUUUCUGGACAUUACUUUAAAGGACUCGUUCCACAGUAAUAUGCACAAAGUGUGA